AAAAGCACAAGUACCAUGAGGGGCAAGAGAUGAGUUGUCAAGAGCUCACCAAUGCUGACAGAGAAGUUCUUCUGAAGCUGGGGAGGCUAGCGUUUGAACAUCUGCAGAAAAAAAGCAUCCUGUUCUACCAAGAAGACUUGGAGCAGUGUGGUCUGGAUGUCACAGAGGCCUCUGUGUAUUCAGGAGUUUGUACAGAGAUCCUCAAAAGAGAGUCUGUGAUCUUCCAGAAACCAGUUUACUGCUUUGUUCAUCUGAGUGUUCAGGAGUUUCUGGUUGCUGUCUACAUGUUCCACUGUUACACCAACAGGAAGACAGAGGUGCUGCAGAACUUCCUUACUGAGGACGAUAAAGGAAAUAAGAUAUCUUUGAAAGAUAUCUCAUCUCUGGAAGAUUUUCUGAGCAGAGCCAUGGAAGAAUCCUUGAAAAUUCCGAAUAGCCACCUGGAACUGUUUGUUCGCUUCCUUCAUGGCCUCUCUAUGAAAUCCAACCAGAGACUCUUAGGUCUGCUGGGUCAGACAGAGAGCAGUCCACAAACCAUCCAGAGAGUCAUCAACAACCUGAAGAAGAUUAGCAGUGAAGGCAAGUGUCCUGAAAGAUGCAUAAACAUUCUCUACUCUCUCAGGGAGAUGAAUGACGUCUUAGUACAUCAGGAGAUCCAAGAGUUUCUAAAGUCACAGAACAAGUCAGAGAAGAAACUCUCUGAAAUUGAGUCCACAGCUUUGGCACAUAUGUUGAUGAUGUCAGAGAACGUUAUGGACGAGUUUGAUCUGCAGAAGUACAACACAUCACGGGAGGGACGAUGGAGCCUUCUUCCAGCUGUGGUAAACUGCAGAAAGGCUCGACUUCAUGAUGUUCAUAUCUUUGGGGGUAGCUCUGGAUCUUUGGCCUUAGCUUUGACCUCAGACCCCUCCCAUCUGAGAGAGCUGCACAUGAAAUCAGUGAGACUUGAGGAAGAUGCAGAAGAACUCUUUACUCAUCUGGGGCAUCCAAACUGUAGACUGGAGACACUCAGCUUUGAGGACAGCACUUUGUUAGAGAAGAACUGUUCCGAACUGCUCAGUGCUCUGAAGUCCAACCCCCCCUAUCUGAAACGUCUGGAUCUAAUAGGAUGCAACCUGGAGGGUUCAGGGAUGAAACAGCUGUAUGAUUACCUGGAAAGUCCACACUGUAAACUACAGUUUAAAAGGUAAACCAGCCUAUGAAAUGGAUGAAACCACAUCAUGACUGGGUUCCAACGCUACAUAAGGGGCACUCCGAAAUCCCUGCUUCAAACAUACCACCUUUCCAAUCAGAUUAUUUCUUCCAUGUGAGGGAGAAGUGGUGACCCUUCU
Messenger RNA from Maylandia zebra (zebra mbuna), 1331 nucleotides. The record is from RefSeq and is a predicted model, not a curated record. NCBI's taxonomy places the organism in Eukaryota, Metazoa, Chordata, Actinopteri, Cichliformes, Cichlidae.